Molecule: messenger RNA, 1139 nt
Organism: Sinocyclocheilus rhinocerous
Lineage: Eukaryota; Metazoa; Chordata; Actinopteri; Cypriniformes; Cyprinidae
Product: vacuolar protein sorting-associated protein 4B-like
Exons: 7
Coding region: 142-987 (281 amino acids)
Biological process (GO): endosomal transport; vacuole organization
Molecular function (GO): ATP hydrolysis activity; ATP binding
Source: RefSeq, a predicted model, not a curated record
ACUCUCGACGCGGAAGUGCGCGAGACGCACAGAUUUAGCGACGCACCGAGAUUCCGCGAUACAUUCAUUUUAAAAAAUGUAUAUAUUUGAACCGUUCCCGCAGUAACAUAUUAAAAGUUCACCUUCAACACACCGUCAACAAUGACGAAUGCCAAUUUACAGAAAGCCAUUGAUUUGGCCAGCAGAGCCUCUGAGGAGGACAAGGCCAAAAACUACGAGGAAGCUCUGCGCCUCUAUCAGCAUGCAAUCCAGUAUUUUCUUCAUGUGGUAAAAUAUGAAGCUCAGGGCAAAAAGGCCAAGCAGAGCAUCAGAGCGAAGUGUGCCGAGUAUCUGGACCGAGCGGAGCAGCUCAAGCAGUACCUGAAGAAGAAAGAGAGCGCGCCGCCCUCCAAACCAGUCAAAGUUCCCCAGUCUGACGAUAAAGGGACUGACAGUGAUGACGGCGAUGCAGAGAAAAAGAAAUUCCAAAGUCAACUCCAAGGUGCUAUUGUCAUGGAGAAACCCAACAUUAAGUGGGACGAUGUUGCUGGUUUGGAAGGAGCCAAAGAGGCCCUUAAAGAAGCGGUCAUCCUGCCAAUCAAAUUCCCUCAUCUUUUCACUGGGAAACGCACUCCCUGGAGAGGGAUUCUGCUCUUUGGUCCUCCAGGAACAGGAAAGUCCUACCUGGCUAAAGCAGUGGCUACCGAGGCCAACAACUCCACCUUCUUCUCCAUCUCGUCAUCAGACCUGGUGUCCAAGUGGCUGGGAGAGAGCGAGAAGUUAGUGAAGAAUCUGUUCAGUUUGGCUCGGGAGCACAAGCCUUCAAUCAUCUUCAUCGAUGAGAUCGACUCCAUGUGUGGCUCCAGAAACGAGAACGAGAGCGAAGCGGCCCGCAGGAUCAAGACUGAGUUUCUGGUCCAGAUGCAAGGUAAACGCAAAGCUAGCGAUAGCUUUGUCGCAAGAGCAAAUUUGGCGCUGUCUGAGUCUCAUUUGACAGGGUUGUUAUAAUUUUGUAUAUAAUAUAAUAUAAUAUAUGAAUAUAAUAUAUAUUUUUUUGUUUAUUUUCUUAUGUAGGUUCAAUACUAGGGCUGUGCGAUUAAUCAAAAUCGUCAUAAAAUCACGAUUUGAGCGUGCACGAUUUCUAAAUCGCUUUACAGCAC